This is a messenger RNA of Ogataea philodendri, 489 nucleotides long. RefSeq lists its product as uncharacterized. The record is from RefSeq and is a predicted model, not a curated record. The coding region runs from base 1 to 489 and encodes 162 amino acids. The transcript is spliced from 2 exons. NCBI's taxonomy places the organism in Eukaryota, Fungi, Ascomycota, Pichiomycetes, Pichiales, Pichiaceae.
AUGUUUGCUCCGCUCAUAUAUCCUUUCAUGAGUCCACCCAUGAUGAAGAAUGAAAUGAUCAUUCCAAUCAACGACCCAAUUGCCAUUGGUUUACGUCCAAGACGGUCGAACGAAAGGGAUCCCAGAAUGGACCAGACCAAACACCAAACGGUAGACACUAUACCAACCUCCUCCAAACUCAACAACUGCAGACUGAAUGAGCAGCGUCAGCAUUCUUCUCUUACCCACUCUGGUUGCGAAAAUAUCCUUCCAGACGAAGAAAUGCGAUCUGUUGAUAGCAGCUUCCUCAGCACAGCUGCUCACAAUAUCUUCAACAAUAUCGCUUGUAGGAAACGUGUCUUCGACAAUAGACAAGAUUUCCCGCGCUUCGUUCUCUCUUCCCUUGAGAACCAGGAACCGAGGAGAUUCGGGAGAGAACCAGACGAAAAUGAAAGAACACACCAGUGGAGCGGCUUGCACGAUAGACGGAAGUCUCCAACACCAGGUUGA